AUGGAACUAAAGGUCAUGAUGCUAAUUGUUGCACUAGUCCCUCUUGGAGUUGUAGCUGCAAAUCGUGACCAUAAUCAAGCUCUUGAUGGGUGCCAAAGAGAGUGUGGAGGUGUUCAAAUUCCAUAUCCAUUUAGAAUUGGAAAAUCAAACACAACCGGCGGGAAUUGUUCCAUGGAAGAACCAUUCGUACUCACUUGCGAAGAACAAGAUUCCAUUUUGAAAUCCGGAGAUUUCCAAGUCACAUCCAUAAACAUCACCAAAGGCCAAGUUGAAAUGACGGCACCAGUUUCCAAAUCUUGCAGAGACACAAGCAGUGACGAAACAACGUACCUCCUCACUUUUCCUUCUUUCACGGUUUCUAGAAACGACAACAAGUUCGUUAGUGUCGGUUGCGACACUUUCGGCUACCUUAACAGCUCCUAUGACGAUGGUGGGAGAACAUAUUCAACUGGGUGUUUAUCAAGAUGCUAUGGCAAUAUGUUUGAUAUCGUUGAUGAAAGUUGUUCCGGAUUCGGGUGUUGUCAGAUGGAUAUUCCUCCUAACAUGGUGAAUAUCUCUAUCCAAGCAGCAAGCUUUGAUAAUUUCGAAGAAUCUUUGAGUUUCAACAAUUGCAGCUACUCUUUCGUUGUCAAAAAUGGAAACUAUACGUUUUAUAAGGAGGAUUUGAAGAAGCUGCGUUUUGAUGAUGUCGCUGUGAUCUAUGAUUGGAGUGUUGGAAAUGAAACAUGCGAGGCUUCUAAAAACAGAGGUACCAAUGCUUGCAAAAGAAAUAGCGAGUGUGUGAGAUCUAAUGGCGCUGAAAAUGGUUACCAAUGUCGAUGCAACUUUGGUUUUGAGGGAAACCCAUACCAUCCUGAUGGUUGUUCAGACAUUGAUGAAUGUAAGAUAGGAAGACAUGAUUGCAUAAGUGAUGAUAACUGCCAUAAUAUGAAUGGAACAUACCGAUGUUUUUGUCCCAAGGGACAACAUGGAAAUGGAACAAGGGAAGGAAGGUGCCAAGAGAAUAAUACACUUCCCAAGUUUGUCAUUGGUGGAGGUGCAGGAUUCAUUGCUCUUUUUGCGGUGAUUUUCUUUCUAUACUGGAUGUAUCAAAAAAGAAAACUCAGCAAACUAAAAGAGAAAUUUUUCAAACAAAAUGGUGGUUAUAUUCUGCUACAACAGAUCUCUACAAGAGGAGAAUCCUCUCAAACAGUUCAACUCUUUACAGAAGAUGAACUGAAGAAGGCCACAAAGAACUAUGAUGAUAAGCUAAUCAUCGGCAGAGGAGGAUAUGGCACAGUUUUCAAAGGAGUUCUAACGAAUAACAGAAUUGUCGCAAUAAAAAAAUCUAAAAUAGUUGAUGAAAGCCAAAUCGAACAAUUCAUUAACGAGGUGGUUGUUCUGUCUCGAAUCAAUCAUCGUAACGUAGUGAAACUUUUAGGUUGUUGUUUAGAGACAGAGGUUCCUUUACUAGUUUACGAAUUCAUUAACAAUGGUACACUUUUCAAUUUCAUCCACAAGGGUAGAAAUGCAAAUAAUUUGGUUUGGGAGACCCGUUUGAGAAUAGCAACAGAAGCAGCAGGAGCUUUAUCAUAUUUGCACUCAGCAGUCUCAAUUCCAAUUAUCCAUAGAGAUAUCAAAAGUUCCAAUAUUCUAUUAGAUAGCACUUACACUGCUAAAGUAUCUGAUUUUGGAGCUUCAAGAUUUGUUCCACAAGAUCAAAUUGCAUUAGCCACCAUGGUGCAAGGAACUAUUGGAUAUUUGGACCCUGAGUACAUGCAAACAAGCCAAUUGACUGAGAAAAGUGAUGUUUAUAGCUUCGGAGUGGUGCUUGCAGAGCUUCUAACAGGAGAAGAGCCUCUUUCUUUUGAUAGAUCGGAAGAGAAAAGAAGUCUUGCUAUCUACUUCCUUUCUUGCUUGAAAGCGAAUCGCGUGUUCGACGCGAUUCAGGAUGGAAUUCUGAAUGAGAAAAAUGAGCAAGAGAUCAAGGAGGUUGCUAUUCUUGCUGCAAAAUGUUUAAGCCUUAAAGGGGAAGAUAGACCAAGUAUGAAGGAAGUGGCAAUGGAAUUGGAAGGAAUUAGAGUAUUGCAAAAGCACCCUUGGAGCAAUAAUAAUGGAGACAACAAUCUAGCAGAAACUCAAUGCUUGGUUCUUGAUGAGUCUUCAUCAAGAAUACACAUGCAUAGUGAACGUUGUAGCCAUCAAAAUUAUAGGUAUGAUAGUAUCAAUGAUCAACUGUCAAGCUCCUUAGAUGGAAGAUGA
Messenger RNA from Arachis stenosperma, 2241 nucleotides. RefSeq names its product wall-associated receptor kinase 2-like. Bases 1 to 2241 code for a protein of 746 amino acids. The record is from RefSeq and is a predicted model, not a curated record. Gene Ontology annotation, cellular component: plasma membrane. Gene Ontology annotation, biological process: cell surface receptor signaling pathway; protein phosphorylation. Gene Ontology annotation, molecular function: protein serine/threonine kinase activity; polysaccharide binding; ATP binding. The transcript is spliced from 3 exons. Lineage: Eukaryota; Viridiplantae; Streptophyta; Magnoliopsida; Fabales; Fabaceae.